Messenger RNA from Dovyalis caffra, 3231 nucleotides. The record is from the annotation of a GenBank genome assembly. NCBI's taxonomy places the organism in Eukaryota, Viridiplantae, Streptophyta, Magnoliopsida, Malpighiales, Salicaceae.
AUGCAGGUAUCAGAGCACAAAUAUUUAGCUUUGAAAAUGAAGUUCAACAACGUGAGGUUUCGCUCGCUGAAGGCACUUGUUAGGCCUGCUUAUUUUCUCAUCAUUCUAGCUCUUUCAAGUUUCAUGUUCAAAGAAUUGUGUGAGAUGAUUAAGCAAUCCAAAAACCGCGUAAUGUCUGAGUCUGUAGGAGUGCGUAACAAAUCUUUUUCGGAGAUUCAGAUGACUGCAGGGCUGCUGCACCACCUCAAUUCAUCAGCAUCAAAUUUAGCAAGAGCUUUAAGUUCAUCUUUGAAUGGAACUCAGCUUUCAUUUGCCGCCAUUCAAGAUAAGGUUGCACCAACUUUGUUUCUAGCACUUUCGACAAUUCCGGAACUAUCACAAGUUUCAUAUAUUGGACUUGAUGGUUUAUUAUUCUCAUUCUACAAUGUCAAGGAUCAAACAUUUUCAAUCUAUUCCAACACUUCAUUUUCCUCGCAAUGGUUUACUCAACCCGUAAAUCGCGACACUGGGAUGUUAUAUGGAGAUGCAGUUGCCUCUGACCCUAUGGUUACUGUAAAUGCAAGUUGGUUUCAGAAGGCCUUGAGUAGCACAAGUGGGCAUUCUUCAAUGGAGACUGGGUGGAACAAGGCUAGAGAUAGUUUAUUCCUUAACACGGUGGCCGUUGAUGGAAGGGGUGUUGUAUCCCUUGGGUUUCCAAUAGAAGUGGUUACUAAUCAUUUCGCAGCUCUCGAUUUUCAUGGCGGGUAUUUUCACUUGGGAACUGCAGAUGGACAGGUUAUCAGGCAAACAGAGCUUCCAAACAGUCAAAUAGAGAUACACAACGACAGGGUUAUGGUGCAAACAAUGAAGCGAAAUGGUGACCCUUUAGGUCACUACAAUAUCUCAUGUGAUCCAGAGGUUGGCGGAUUAAGACCUCUUCAUAAGAGAAUAGUGGGAAUCAAGUACAUGUUUUACUGCUCCACCCUUGAUAUUGCUGGACUUAAAUCGGUUUAUGUGUUGGCAUAUCCUAGAAAUGGUCUAGUGCACCUUGUACGCAGAAACAGCAUGUUAUCGCUGCUGCUUCUAGCCCUUGUGUUUAUUUUUGUUGUUGUCUCCCUCUGCAUCUACCUAUUCUUAACUGCAAGAGCAACAAAUCGCGAGAUGUUUCUGUGUGCUUCCCUAAUAAAACAGACAGAAGCAACUCAACAAGCAGAGCGCAAGAGCAUGAACAAAACUAAGGCCUUUGCUGGUGCAAAUCAUGACGUUCGCAACUCUUUGGCAGCUAUCAGAGCUUCGAUACAUUUUUGCCAGGAAGAGGCUAAUCCAGACUCUAAGUUAGCAGAACAAUUGGUGCAGUUGGAAAAUCAUACGAAGGACCUUCUCGGCAUAUUGAAUUCAAUUCUGGACAUGAGUAAAAUUGAAGCUGGGAAAACAUCACUUGAAAUAGAAGAUUUCAACUUGGCCGAACUCCUGGAGGAGGUAGUUGAUAUGUUCUAUCCUUUGGGAAUGAACAAAGGCAUAGAUAUUGUGCUAGAUCCUUGUGAUGGUUCUGUACUCAAAUCAGCUAAUUUUACGUCAGAAGGUUAUGUCUCGAUUCGUGCUGUGGUUAAGAAGAAAAACUUUCAAAAAGAGAUUAUUGCUUCUAAUCAUACAACUGUGAUGAAAUUUCUCUCUCGCUUUUGUUACAACAACAAGGAUAGUUUCAAUGAUCUUGAUGCUCUUAAUACCGUUGAAGAAACUCCCAAUGAGAUGGAGUUUGAGUUUGAGGUAGAUGAUACAGGCAAAGGAAUACCUAAAGACAAGCAAAAAUCCAUCUUUGAAGACUAUGUUCAAGUAAAGGAAACAGCUAUAGGACAAGAAGGUACUGGUUUGGGACUUGGCAUCGUUCAAUCGUUGGUACGUGUGAUGAAAGGAGAGUUGAGGAUUGUUGAGAAAGAGCUUGGAGAAAGAGGUACUUGCUUCAAGUUCAAUGUUUUUCUUUCCUCGGUCGAACCCAAAUCAGCUGAACCAGAUGAAGCUCGCCGCUCGAGUGCAUUUCAUCAGCAUUUUCCUUUCAUGUUACCUAAACCAGAAGGGUCGCAUGUCAUAAUCUUUAUACCUGGCGAAGAACGAAGAAAAGUUCUGAAGAAGUAUAUAGAGAGCUUGAACAUUAAGGUGACGACAAUGAAGCAGGUGAGGAAUUUACAGCUAGAGCUUGAAAGAGUUAAGCGCAAGCUAGACCUUUCUUAUUUCAUCUCAGGAAAACCUGAACACACUUUAUAUGACUACCUGAGCAAAUCUGCAUCCGCUAAUUCGGACCGAGGAUCGAUCGACGGAUCUCUAAACAUCAACGACGGAGGUGAUCAUAUUACACCACACUACAAAAAGACCAACUCCAGAAGUUCAUCAAGCAUCACACUGCUCGUGAUCGAUGCCAACGAAGCUAAUAGUUACUCUAACUUCCAAAACAUCCUGGCUAACUUCCGGAAAGACAUUGAAAGAUCUUUGUGUAAGGUUGUUUGGUUAAUUGAUCCAAUCAUGGGACAUUCAAAUGAUGAAGCAAGCAAUAGGGUAACCGUAGAAGGCGAUUAUCUGAUACAUAAACCACUUCAUGGUUCAUGUUUAAGUCAAGUCCUGUCGUUGCUUCCGGAACGCAAGGGUGCAUCUCAUUGCAACUUCUCAAAGUUCAUAAUGAGAACAACAGCUCAAGAAGUGCAGCAUUGUGAAGACUAUAACCUUUCGAAUGAUCUGACUUCCUCGGAGAUCUUCGAGUUAGACAUUACUUCGCCUCAGAGCAGCUCAUCCCAGCCGAUCGUAGCACAUAAAGGCGAUGUAGAAGUUGGUUUCAAACCUUUGAAUGGAAAGAAGGUUCUGGUUGUUGAAGAUUCUACGUUGUUGCUGAGAUUAACUAGUUCUAUUCUGAAAAAACUUGGAGCAAGUGUUGAAGUCUGCACAAAUGGAAAAGAGGCCUUCAAUGACGUCUGCAAAGCUUUAAGUGAUCAAAAGAAGGAAGGGGAUUUAACUUCUCUCCCUUAUGAUUUCAUUUUCAUGGACUGUGAGAUGCCAUUAAUGAAUGGAUUUGAGGCAACAAGGUUGAUACGAAUGGAGGAAGAACAAUAUAGUGGCGUUCAUAUUCCAAUCAUUGCAUUAACUGCCCAUGCAAUGUCAGAGGAAACAAGCAGAGUGUUUGAUGCUGGGAUGGAUUUCCAUUUGACUAAACCCUUGGAAGAGAAAAAGAUGUUGGAGGUUAUCAGAUCAAUUGUAAAUGAGUGA